UAAGUUUGAAUAUGCAUCGAUUUUGCUUCGACCAUGAGGAUAAUUUGCACAGUACCGCGUUGGAAAUAUAGCUGCAGGACUUUCAUCGUGCCUCUCACAACUUUUUUCUAUUGUUAACUUCCACAUUGCGUGGCCAUGAAUGCGGAGAAGCCACACUUUCUGUCUCAACCUGAAGUCAAAAAUAUCUAUUUCUUUCGGAAUGGGGAUCCGUAUUUCCAGCCCAGGCGUUUGGUGAUCAAUGCGAAGAGAGUGUCGACAUUCGACACACUGUUGCGGGAGGUGACGGGCGGCGUUCAGGCUUCGUUUGGAGCGGUGAGGAACAUCUACACGCCGAAAGGAGGACACAGGGUAGACUCACUGGAACACCUGAGGAGCGGAGAACAAUAUGUGGCUGCUGGACGAGAGAAGUUCAAGAAAAUAGAUUAUUUACAGAUAGGAACCAGGAAGAAAAGAACACUUCAGCCCAAUGGACUGUUGAAACCUGUGCCUCAGAGUCGCAUAAUAGUGUCUGCCAGAUUCCUCAAACCCAUCAAAGAACCUUGUGCAAUAUUUGUUGUGGCAAAUGGAGAUGUCCUGAAUCCAGCAGUUAGGUUUCUGAUUCCGAACUGUGUGAUUGGCCAGUUUGAACGUAUUCUAGAGAUGAUCACUGAGAAAAUGUGGCUACGAAUUGUGGGGGGUGUGAGGAGCCUGUACACUUUUGAUGGAACUCUCAUUAUGGAGGGAAAGAAGUUGGAAAAUGGACAGUUUUAUGUCGCUGUUGGCAGAGACAAAUUUAAAAGACUUCCAUACAGUGACCUCCUGUUUAAUAAGCCCAUUGGCAUGAAGAGAGUUAAUGGGUCAAAAGCAGCAUCACUACCACCUAUAUAUAAAUACAGAAGACAAAAUGGAGAUAACCACCUGAGUAAGUCUGUGGUGGGUGGCAGUGGACAGGAUAAAACCAGUGCCCCAGCACAGAGCUCCAAAGAACAGUUAUCAUCCUUUGUCAGAGAGGUCUCUCAGGCCAGACUCAUGACCAUUCGCAAGAAGAGGAGUGGUCUCACAGCAUCUCGUAGCACUCAGGAGAAUGAUGAUGAAGAGGACAUGGGUGGAGAUGAUGACAAGUCUUCACCAGAGGAGGGUUCAGGAGUUGAACAGGAGGCAGAAGAGUCAAGUCCAGACCCUGAGCAAGAGGAUAACUCUCAAGAACAUACUACUGAUAUAGACGGCUCAUCCAAAACAGAUACCACAGAAGAGCCGGCUCACUCUGAACCAGCUGAUCCAGACCAAAGCAUUGAGGAAUCACCAUUCAACAGAGAAGAAGAGAAGAAACCAGAGGAUGAGAACACAGAAGAUGAUGAGAAUAAAGAUAUGGAAGAGGAAGAAAAGAUAGAAGAUGAUGAAGAGAUAAAAGAGGAGGGAGAGACAUCAGAACUAGAGGCAAAUGAUACUGAGAAUAAAGAGAUGGAAGAGGAAGAAAAUAAAGAAGAUGAUGAAGAGAUAAAAGAGGAGGGAGAGACAUUAGAACUAGAGGGAAAUGAUACUAAUGAAGAGAAGCAGGAAGAGGAAACAAAAGCUGAUGGAGAGGAGACACAGAAUGAAGAGACUGCGGAAGAAUCUGAAGAGCAGCAAGUGGAAGGAGAAGAGGAGAUAAAUGAGGAGAAUGAAGGAAAUCAGACGGAAGAGACUCCAGAUCAGACUGAGGAGGUAUCGGCAAAUAAUGAAUGAGAGGACGAUGAAACUUAUACUGUGUCCUUACCAGGCGUGAUGAGAAAAGUUUACAGCGACAAACAAUUUGUCCACACUGAAGUUGAAACUGUUGACGUGACGUGAAACAAUCACAGCCAAUCAGAAAAUAUUUGUCUAAUGUCUAAUGUACGGUUAUGUGGAGCGGGAUUUAGAACAAUGAGAUUUCAUAGUUGGUGGGGCUAUCUAGUGUGACACCGUAGAAAUAGAAACCAGGUGAUCUACAAAAUGUUGCAGCUGGUUUGGACAAAAACUCUUGAACUCUUUAAUAACAUGUUGCUUUGUCUUGUCUGGUUAGGAAACGAUGUUUAGAUGAAAGACUAAUUACUUUGAGUACUACUAAUGUAUUCAUAUUAAUAACUUAUUUAAAGAGCACCUAUUAUGGUUUUUCAAAUAUUACCUUUCAUGUAGUGUGUUAUAUAGCUGUUUGUGAAUGUAAAAAAGUCCGCCAAGUUUCAAAAAUCAAAGGGCAUGACAAAUGGAGUUAUUGAUUCCCUAAAGAAAGAACCAAUUCUGAACACCUAAAACGAGUCGUUAGUAAUUCCAGACUUACUUCCUGUACUAACCUACGUAAUUUGGUAACAAAAAACCCACCUCUGGUCUUCAUUGGCUGCUCGCGAACAGCUUUGACCCACCCUCAAACACUACACUAAGCAGUAGACCAAUCACAACAGACUGGGACAUCUGACCAAUCAGAGCAGAGUAGGCUUUCUGAAAGGAGGAGUUCAGAAUGAAUCCUUUAGAACGGAUCAUUGAACGAGUUGUUUUUGACACUGGGAAAAUAAGGUAAUGCUGCAAUUUAAAUUAUGAGCAAAUUAAAGUGUUUUUUGACAUUGGAUGCAUGUAAAUCUAUUGUAUGAGACCUUUAAAACAAAAUUAGGCACAUUUAAAAACAAUAAUAGGUGCUUUUUAAUUGAGAUUAUAAUACGAACACAUUUAAUAACAGCUAAAAUAGCUAGUUAGGAUUUAAGAAAAUAUCUAUUCUCCAUAUUGUAAUAAUACAAGCUCCAAUACUAAUAUCUGCUUAAGCUAGAUGUAAUGAUGUAAUGUUAAAACAUCAGUCCUAAAUGAUUAGCUACAUGUAUUCUCAUCUGGAUACAGUUGACUGGUUCUGUCCUUCCGUCCAUCCAUCCAUCCAUCCAUCCAUCCAUCCAUCCAUCCAUCUAUUUACAUACCUUCAGUCACAGACAGCUGUGCAAGUCACUCUAGAUUUUUCAAAGGAUGUUCAGUGUAAAAUUUGUCUGGGAACAGUUUUUCAAGGUGAUGGUACAGGGGGAAUAUGGCUGAAAACAGAGAAUUAGGAGAGCCACUUGAAUUGUUAUACAACAAUGGUAUUAGGUAUAGCUAUAACAGGAAUAGUUCACCCAAAAAUUUAAAUGAAUUUUAAAUCGUUUACUGGUACUCACCCUUAUGUUCCACACUGGACACUCUUCCUUGUAACACAAACUAUUCUGAGGAAUAUUGAUGCUGCUCAUUUCCAUUAAAGGUUUAGUUCACCAAAAAAAAUGAAAUUCUGUCAUUAUUUACUCACCCUAAUGUUGCUCCAAAUCCACAUGCUGUGGAACAAAAAAGAUGAAUUUUUAAAAAGUCUUCAUACUGUUUAUUUGCCGUAAUGACAGUGAAUAGUGACCCCACUCUGUCAAUUUCAAAAAAUAAAACUCUGUAAAACCAAUAGUAAACCAAAGUAAAAUCAAUGUGACUCAUGACGCACUAUAUUCCAAGUCUUCUGAAGAAAUACAGUCACUUUGUGUGGAUCAUAUUGAAGUCAUUAUUUAAUCUCAAAUCAUAUUUCUAAAGUAAAAUGUUUAUAUCAAAUAUGGCUGCUAUGUCAGUAACAUCAAACUUCAUUGGGGUCACGAGACAUGAGUCGAAUCGAUUAUUUUACUGUGGUUUUAUGGUGAUUUUUAUUUUUUUUAUUUUUUUUGAGCUUGACAGACCGACGUGAAGACCAUGUGAAGACUUUUUUUUUUUUUUAAAUCACUAAACCAUUGUGACCAGCAGAAGUCAAGAAUUUCAUUGAAAAUUGACUUAACGGUGCACUUAGUAACUUUUAUCUUCGUGUCAUAUUGGACUUACACUGACACCUAGUGGCUUGGAUGCAGCAUCAAUUUAAAAUCAAUAGUUUUUAGUUGCAGAUGCCAUUGUAGAAAUGUAGUAUUCACAGUCAGCCAUGAUUACUUUAAUCAAUGAGUGAAAGUGUCAAAUAACAGGACGGUUACUGAAAUUAAGCGAGUA
Myxocyprinus asiaticus (Chinese sucker) is the source of this 3957-nucleotide messenger RNA. RefSeq names its product doublecortin domain-containing protein 2-like. The transcript has 9 exons. Gene Ontology annotation, cellular component: microtubule; kinocilium; axoneme. Gene Ontology annotation, biological process: intracellular signal transduction; neuron migration; cilium assembly. The record is from RefSeq and is a predicted model, not a curated record. Lineage: Eukaryota; Metazoa; Chordata; Actinopteri; Cypriniformes; Catostomidae. Bases 136 to 1704 code for a protein of 522 amino acids.